AUGGGAGAAGGUGUCAAUAUAAGGGUGGUACAGGCCGAGUUCGGCGUCCUUCAAGAUUCUACAAUUUAUAAUGUGAUCUUAGGAAGAAAGAUGUUCAAUGAUUUAUGCGCAUCCAUAUCAACAAAAUUUUUUGUCAUGAACUUCUUGAUAGCGGAAGGUCGGGUUGCAACCAUACGAGGAGAUCGGAUAUCUGUGGUUAAAUGCAACAAGGCUAGCCUUACGCUCCGGGAUAAGGCUAAGGAAUCUAUAGGGGUGUUCCUUAUUGACCUAGACUCCCAACUACAGGAGAAACCGAGACCAAAGCCCAAUGGACUGUUGGAGAGAUUCCAAAUUGGUGAUGUGCUAGAAAAGUACACUAUGAUAAAAAAGGAACUACCUUAUCCCUUGAAGUCAAAACUUCAGAAUUUCUUAAGAGGAAAUGUGGAUUUAUUUUCUUGGGAACUUGCCGACAUGCUUGAGAUUGAUCCAACAUUCAUGUUCCAUCAGCUAGCUAUUAACCUAGAGUUCAAGCCAGUUGCACAGCAAUGUCGAAAGAUGUCGCCCGACCGAGCAGCCGAGAACUUCCUAGAUGCUUAUAGUGGUUAUAACCAGAUUCCGAUGCAUAAAGCUAAUGAAGAUAAAACAGCUUUUAUCAACCCUGAGGAGAUUUACUGCUACACUAUAAUGCCUUUUGGUUUGAAAAUGUAG
Messenger RNA from Arachis ipaensis, 687 nucleotides. RefSeq lists its product as uncharacterized. NCBI's taxonomy places the organism in Eukaryota, Viridiplantae, Streptophyta, Magnoliopsida, Fabales, Fabaceae. The record is from RefSeq and is a predicted model, not a curated record.